Molecule: messenger RNA, 568 nt
Organism: Cryptomeria japonica (Japanese cedar)
Lineage: Eukaryota; Viridiplantae; Streptophyta; Pinopsida; Cupressales; Cupressaceae
Product: protein NRT1/ PTR FAMILY 5.14-like
Exons: 2
Coding region: 85-384 (99 amino acids)
Source: RefSeq, a predicted model, not a curated record
CCUUCCCUCCCAAAGAAACAUCCAAUUCUUAAUUGCAACCAGAAGAAAGACGUGACAUUUUUAUUUAUAGAUUGAUCAAAGGCAAUGGAGGAACUUCUCUCAUCGGACGAAUCUGUUAAAGAUGGAUCAGUGGACCUCCAUGGCCACUCUGUUAUCAGAGCUCGCACUGGAACAUUUAAGGCAUCCCUUUUCAUAAUUGGGGUGGAGAUUGCAGAGAGGUUUGCUAAUUCUGGCAUAUCUUCAAAUUUGAUAACUUAUCUCACAAAUGUUUUGAAUGAAACCACUGCCAGUGUUGCAAGCAAUGUGAACAUAUGGUCAGGGGUACAAUGCAUUUUGCCUUUUUUGGGAGCUUUUGUUGCAGAUUCAUAUUUGGGUCGGUACUAGACAAUCCUUGUUGCUUCACUUGUCUAUUUGCUUGUCAGUAUUCUUUUCCUUCACAAAAUCAUUUUAUUUUUCAUUAUUAUUGAUGAGUAGAGUAAUUUGGAACGUAUUCCUCAAUUAGUAUACUUUCAGUGUAUCUUAUGAAAGUUUGUAAUUGAUUGGCAAAAAUUGGAGCUAUUUUAUGUAC